Molecule: messenger RNA, 2828 nt
Organism: Trichosurus vulpecula (common brushtail)
Lineage: Eukaryota; Metazoa; Chordata; Mammalia; Diprotodontia; Phalangeridae
Gene: FBXO42
Product: F-box protein 42
Exons: 10
Coding region: 375-2528 (717 amino acids)
Molecular function (GO): protein binding
Source: RefSeq, a predicted model, not a curated record
GUGCGUGCGCGCGCCGCGCCGUACCCGCCCGGCCUUCCCCGGGCGGCUCUUGACGCGUGCGCGGUUUCGCUGUCUUCCCCGGGCCGGAGCGGCGGCGUUGGUAGUGGUGGUGGUGGCGGCGGCGGCGGCGGCAGCGGUAGCGGCGGCGGCGGCGUUGAGCGGAGGAAGAUGGCGGCUCCGGGGAGUUCGGGGACUCGGCAGCCUUGAGGAAACGGCAGCGGGAGAAGCCCGGCCCAAAGGCCCGGCGCAGCGCGGCGCCCUCCUCCCCACUGCCCUCCCCUGGUCCGUCAGUCCGUCCGUCCGUCCGUGCGGCAGCGGCCGCGGAGCGAAGGCGAGAGCGGGUGGUGGCCAGGCCAGCCAUCAAGGGGAAUGCCAUGGCCAGUUCCUCGGACAGUGAGGAUGACAGCUUCAUGGCCGUGGACCAAGAAGAAGCUGGGGUGGAGGGGACAAUGGAGCAAGAUGAGGAACCCCGCCCAGAACUGGAGAUUGAGGAGACAAGACAUAACAGGUCUAUGUCUGAGCUGCCCGAAGAGGUCCUGGAAUAUAUCCUGUCUUUUCUCUCACCAUAUCAGGAGCAUAAAACCUCAGCCCUUGUCUGCAAACAAUGGUACCGACUUAUCAAAGGUGUGGCCCACCAAUGUUAUCAUGGCUUUAUUAAGGCUGUCCAGGAAGGAAACAUUCAGUGGGAGAGUCGAACGUAUCCCUACCCUGGAACCCCGAUCACUCAGCGGUUCUCACAUAGUGCAUGUUACUAUGAUGCUAAUCAGUCCAUGUAUGUCUUUGGAGGCUGCACCCAGAGCAGCUGCAAUGCUGCCUUCAAUGACCUCUGGAGACUUGAUCUCAAUAGUAAAGAGUGGAUCCGACCUCUGGCUUCAGGUUCUUAUCCCUCCCCUAAAGCUGGAGCUACUCUAGUGGUGUACAAGGACUUGCUUGUGUUGUUUGGGGGCUGGACACGGCCGAGCCCUUACCCUCUGCACCAACCUGAGAGGUUCUUCGAUGAAAUACACACUUACUCACCCUCUAAAAAUUGGUGGAAUUGCAUAGUAACGACGCAUGGACCACCACCUAUGGCAGGCCACUCCUCUUGUGUGAUAGAGGACAAGAUGAUUGUCUUUGGUGGUUCCUUAGGAUCCCGGCAAAUGAGCAAUGAUGUCUGGGUCCUCGACCUUGAGCAGUGGGCCUGGUCCAAACCUAAUGUCUCUGGCCCCAGCCCUCACCCUCGAGGCGGCCAGUCUCAGAUUGUCAUAGAUGAUGAAACUAUCCUGAUCCUUGGAGGAUGUGGUGGCCCCAAUGCACUGUUUAAGGAUGCUUGGUUACUGCACAUGCACUCCAGCCCCUGGACCUGGCAGCCCCUCAGGGUAGAGAAUGAAGACCAUGGAGCCCCAGAGCUGUGGUGCCACCCAGCCUGCCGGGUGGGCCAGUGUGUAGUGGUUUUCAGCCAGGCUCCCAGUGGAAGAGCACCCCUCAGCCCAAGUCUGAACUCUCGCCCAUCUCCUAUCAGUGCCACUCCACCAGCUCUGGUACCUGAAACCCGAGAAUAUCGUUCCCAGUCUCCAGUAAGGAAUAUGGAUGAAGCACCUUGUGUCAAUGGUCGUUGGGGAACCUUACGCCCCAGGGCACCGAGGCAGACCCCAUCAGGAUCCCGAGAAGGGAGCCUUUCCCCUGCCAGGGGCGAUGGCUCACCUGUCCUCAAUGGUGGAAAUUUAUCCCCAGGAGCAGCAGCAGUUGGUGGGGCCUCACUGGACAGCCCUGUUCAGGCAGUCUCUCCAAGUACCCCAUCAUCAGCUGAGGGCUAUGACCUAAAGAUGGGGCUUUCUCUGGCUCCCCGACGAGGGUCCCUGCCAGAUCAGAAAGACCUAAGAUUGGGAUCGAUGGAUUUGAAUUGGGAUCUAAAACCUGCUUCCAGCAGUAGUCAGAUGGAUGGCAUGGAUGCCAGGACAGUCGGGGGGAGUGUGAGGAAUCCUCCAGAGCAGACGAACGGAGUCCACACACCUCCUCACAUGGCCAGUGCUCUCACGGGAGCUGUGUCUCCAGGUGCUCUCCGGCGGAGCCUGGAAGCAGUCAAAGCCCUUUCCUCUAAGGGCCCACCUACCCCUGCAGCACUGAGUCCCCCACUGGUGUCUUCCCCAGGCUCCCCAGGGAGCCAGAGCAUGAGCAGCGUCGAGACGGUGCCCAUCCCGCGCCCAGGGCCUGCCCAGGGUGACGGGCACUCCUUACCUCCCAUCGCCCGGCGCUUGGGCCACCAUCCACCACAGUCUCUGAACGUUGGCAAGCCCUUGUACCAGAGUAUGAACUGCAAGCCCAUGCAGAUGUAUGUGUUAGACAUUAAAGACACUAAGGAGAAAGGGCGCGUCAAAUGGAAAGUGUUUAACAGCAGUUCUGUGGUUGGCCCACCUGAGACCAGUCUGCACACAGUGGUGCAAGGCAGGGGGGAACUCAUCAUUUUUGGUGGCCUCAUGGACAAGAAACAGAAUGUGAAGUACUAUCCCAAAACAAAUGCCUUGUACUUUGUGCGAGCAAAAAGAUAAUAUGGCAAAAACUUGGUUCCAAACCUUUUUCCUUUCUGUGGCUUUUUAAUUUUGAAUUUUACACUGUCAUGCAGGCAUUCAAACUGUGAAUUGGGCAAACAAAGAAUUAAAUAGCCCCACAAACCAAAACCCCAAUUCCCAAUCUAAUGCUCGCUCUGGGCUAGGGUCAGAUCCCCAUUUAAAAAAGAAAUUAUAUAAAAUAUCUAUAUCUAUAUCUAUAUCUAUAUUCUAUAGCCAACUCUGUUUACAAAAGGGGAGAAAUCUCCGUGCUGGUUCAGAUAAACUGGUUGCUGUGUUUUA